AUGGCGGACAAAGGUCUUGAGGAGGUCCCAGAAGGCCAAAUCGAGUCCAACUACGAUGAAGUCACCGACUCAUUCGAUGCGAUGAACCUGAAGCCCGAGCUUCUACGAGGUGUCUACGCCUAUGGUUUCGAACGACCAUCCGCCAUCCAGCAACGUGCCAUCAUGCCCGUUAUCAAGGGUUCCGAUGUUAUCGCCCAAGCCCAGUCCGGUACUGGCAAGACCGCUACCUUCUCCAUCUCUUGUCUUCAAAAGAUCGAUACCAACCUCAAGGCCUGCCAGGCUCUGAUCCUUGCUCCUACCCGUGAGCUUGCUCAGCAGAUUCAAAAGGUCGUUGUGGCUAUCGGCGACUUCAUGAACGUCGAAUGCCACGCUUGCAUUGGUGGCACCAAUGUUCGGGAAGACAUGAAGGCGCUUCAAGAUGGCCCUCAGGUCGUUGUUGGAACUCCAGGCCGAGUCCAGGACAUGAUCCAGCGACGCGUGCUGAAGACCGACAACAUGAAGAUGUUCAUCUUGGAUGAAGCCGAUGAAAUGCUCUCUCGCGGUUUUACCGAGCAGAUCUACGACAUCUUCCAGCUCUUGCCUCAAUCAACCCAGGUCGUCCUUCUCUCCGCCACUAUGCCUCAAGACGUUCUCGAAGUCACCACUAAAUUCAUGCGCGACCCUGUCCGCAUUCUCGUCAAGAAGGCCGAAUUGACCCUGGAGGGUAUCAAACAAUUCUACAUUGCUGUUGAGAAGGAGGAAUGGAAGCUGGACACUCUUUCUGAUCUCUACGAAACUGUCACCAUCACUCAAGCCGUCAUCUUCUGCAACACCCGAAGAAAGGUUGACUGGCUUACUGACAAGCUGACGGCUCGCGACUUCACUGUGUCAGCCAUGCACGGUGACAUGGAGCAAGCUCAGCGUGAUGUCAUCAUGAAGGAGUUCCGUUCCGGCUCCUCUCGUGUUCUCAUUGCCACCGACCUUCUGGCCCGUGGUAUUGAUGUCCAGCAAGUCUCCCUGGUCAUCAACUACGAUCUCCCAGCCAACCGUGAGAACUACAUCCACCGUAUCGGUCGUGGUGGACGUUUCGGCCGAAAGGGUGUUGCUAUCAACUUCGUUACUGCCGAUGAUGUGCGCAUGAUGAGAGAAAUUGAGCAAUUCUACAGCACUCAGAUCGAAGAGAUGCCAAUGAACGUUGCUGACCUCAUCUAA
Exophiala spinifera is the source of this 1191-nucleotide messenger RNA. RefSeq names its product ATP-dependent RNA helicase eIF4A. The transcript is spliced from 3 exons. The record is from RefSeq and is a predicted model, not a curated record. NCBI's taxonomy places the organism in Eukaryota, Fungi, Ascomycota, Eurotiomycetes, Chaetothyriales, Herpotrichiellaceae. Gene Ontology annotation, molecular function: RNA binding; RNA helicase activity; ATP binding. The coding region runs from base 1 to 1191 and encodes 396 amino acids.